Messenger RNA from Hemibagrus wyckioides, 3417 nucleotides. It is a transcript of the gene wt1a, whose product is annotated as WT1 transcription factor a. Gene Ontology annotation, cellular component: nucleus. Gene Ontology annotation, molecular function: DNA-binding transcription factor activity, RNA polymerase II-specific; RNA polymerase II cis-regulatory region sequence-specific DNA binding. The transcript is spliced from 9 exons. Lineage: Eukaryota; Metazoa; Chordata; Actinopteri; Siluriformes; Bagridae. The coding region runs from base 393 to 1649 and encodes 418 amino acids. The record is from RefSeq and is a predicted model, not a curated record. Gene Ontology annotation, biological process: regulation of transcription by RNA polymerase II.
CACACGAGUAAAGGAGCUACACCUCUCCUCCUCCUUCUCCUUAACCUCCUCCUUCCCCGUCCUAGCUUCCUUUCUCUCUCACUUCACUCCAUUCAGGGAACUCGGCCUGGUAGCGACUGUCCCACUGAGUCCUCUCUUUCUCUGUGCUUCGUACCUCACUCUCCAUCCAUCAGUACCUUGUUCUGCUAUUAAGCUUGCGAAGAAAAGUCUCACGCUUAUGGAGGCAGCGUUAAUGCUGAAGUUCAAGUCUCUUAGUUUCAGAACUCAGCCAUGAAAUUUCACCGGACUUGAUUUUUUUGAUUCAUCUUUCACCCACCUCGGAUUCUGAAUUCAGACUCAUUCCUUGUCUUUCUAUUUUGGAGCUGUUGUCCGAGGUGUGUGAGCCAGCCGCCAUGGGUUCAGACGUACGCGACCUCAACACACUCUUGUCUCCAGUGCCGGCCUUGCCAGCAGGGAACGGGAACUGCCCUCUGCCUGUCAGCAAUGCCCCUCAGUGGGCACCCGUGCUGGAUUUCCAUACUGGUGCCCCCUACAGUUCACUGGGCUCACACUCCUUUAUCAAGCAAGAACCCACCUGGGGGUCCACAGACCCCCAUGAGGACCCACACUGUGGCAUCAGCGCUUUCACCGUCCACUUCUCAGGACAGUUCACAGGUAGCGGGGCGUGCAGGUACGGUGCAUUCGGAGCACCCACACCGAACCAGACUCCCUCGAGCCAAAGCCGGAUGUUCAGUAACGGGCCGUAUCUGUCCAACUGCAUGGACGGCCAGACGGGAUCCAGGAACCAGGGUUACAGUGCAGUUUCCUUCGACGGAGCCACGAAUUACGGACACACGCCGUCGCACCACGCCUCGCAGUUCCCCAACCACCCCUUCAAGCAUGAAGACGCCAUCCCGCAGCAAAGCAACAUGGGUGAGCAGCAGUAUCCCGUUCCUCCACCUGUUUACGGCUGCCACACGCCGUCCGAGAGCUGUACAGGGAGCCAAGCCCUGCUCCUGAGAAACCCUUACAACAGCAGUGACAAUUUAUACCAAAUGGCGUCCCAGUUUGAGUGCAUGGCCUGGAACCCUGUCAACACGCUGGCAUCCAGCAUCAAGAGUCAUACACCGGGUUAUGAGAAUGACCCGAGCACGCCCAUGGUGUACAGCUGCAGUACCCAGUACCGAAUACACACCCAUGGAGUCUUCAGAGGCAUUCAGGAUGUCAGAAGAGUCCCAGGCAUCGCUCCUGCCAUCGUGCGCUCCGACACCAACGAGAAGCGGCCGUUCAUGUGUGCUUACCCGGGAUGCAACAAGCGCUACUUCAAACUCUCCCACUUACAAAUGCACAGUCGCAAACAUACAGGAGAAAAGCCGUACCAGUGCGACUUCACAGACUGUGGCCGGAGAUUUUCCCGGUCGGACCAGCUGAAGAGACAUCAGAGGAGACAUACAGGCGUUAAACCUUUCCAGUGUGAGACAUGUCAGAGAAAGUUCUCACGGUCAGACCACCUUAAGACCCACAGCCGGACUCAUACAGGUAAAACAAGUGAGAAGCCAUUUAAUUGCAGGUGGCCAAACUGCCAGAAGAAGUUUGCCCGAUCUGAUGAAUUAGUCCGGCACCACAACAUGCACCAGAGGAACCUGACCAAACUUCAGCUGGCCAUCUAAAGACCCUGCUGUAACGAAAGCUGCUUCUGCUGUCAGAUAUAUUCCAGUCCUGCAGGUCUCGCCUCUGCAUGUUUGGCUCUGAAAGAGCUCGUGAAGACCCUGGUAUUUAGUUCAUGAAUUAAAAUAUAUAUAUAUACAGCAAUCUGCAGUGUUUGCAGCCUACAGUGUCUCUCUGACCGGAGAUUGAACUUACUUCACUCGCCCAAAGUGUUAUAUUAUUUUAAAAACACCUUGUGAACGUGUGUAUUUGACAUAUGAUAAGAUUCGGAUGAUUCAAAUCUCGAGAACACUGUUGCUAGGCAACAGGGAAACAUGGCAGGCGAGCAUAAUGCCAGCUAAUGACUCAGGCUGUGAUUUAGCUAGCUGGCAUGUAGCCGUUCGGGCUUUCUGAAAGGUUGAAAAUGCACAGUGAGAGCAAAACCCAGAUAAAAAUGUCUAAAAUAUAAACAUCUUCCUUAGAAUUCUUGGCAGUUUAGGACAAAAAGGCUCAGUAAAAUUAUAAUGUGAUUACACACAACACCACAAACAGAACUUCCAUGGAUUCCAUCACGCUGAGAAAUUUCGACACGGGUGGACAAAAAAAAAUCGCAAAUCUGGUCUCUUAGCCUACUGGCCAAAUAUCUUAUGUUUUAAAUGCGCAAUAAUGCUAGAGUUAUGUUAUAAUAAACUAACAAAAUUAGGUGGUGGAAUUCAGAGAGAUUCUUUUUUUUUUUUAGCCUUCCACAAGAAGAAAUAAAAAGGACAUAAAAAAGGCGCCUGUUAGGAAAGAAAAGUUUUUGUUUGUGUUCUAAAAUAAACAUUGUUGUGGUCAGAAAAUUGCCGAAUAUCAACUAUGAUGACCUGUGUAAAUGGUUGUAUUUUUUGGACCCUGUAAACACUUAAAAAGAAUUUAUGUCAAAUUUCAUAUGUCAAGGUUAAAACCUAAUAUCCGGGUCAAUCAGCUUAGCUUGUGGUUCAGCCCUCUCUCUACAUCAUCAGAAAAUUUUCAGAAAAUUUUAAAGCAUUAAGUAGAAGAAAAAGCGCUGUUCAUGUGAGCAAACAGCCUUGUUUAAAUAUUCAUUAUUUCUUCUUAUUGUAAUCGUUUUGAUUUGGGCAGCGGAAGAUAGUCUUAGAAGGGCACUUAGACACCACGGCGCAACUCUACGGACACUUCAGUACCAGCACUGGAUGCCCCUUUUACCCCAGAGGCCGUGACCAUGCCCUCACUAGUGCUGUCGAGAUGUAUAAUAAUACCUGCACGUUAUAUUCACCAUGCUAUCUCCUAGGAAUUGUUAGACUAAUUUAUUACUUUUUUUUCUUGUAAAUUAAGAUCUCUUUUCUUUAAUAAACCGAGCAAUCCUUUCCUCCCACGUAUCCAGAAGCCCACUUCAUUAUAUCAUGACUCCAGUGUUUGUAUUCAUGGACCAGUCAUAAAGGUUUAACCCCUGAAGCUUUUGUCUGUCUGCUCUGUAAAUAGUGUCUCUCUGUAACCAUCAGGAGUUAAAUUAUGAGUAGGUCACACUGGCUAUGUGACUGUGGUUUGUGGUCAAGUUGUAAAUAUUGCUGUCGCUCCACAUCUGGAACAAGAAAUAAAUACUUCAUUUUGUUUUGUUUCUUUUUUUCUUUUUUUGCGGAAAAUGUGACUCACAUUAGCAAAAGACAGGAAAUGUGAAAACUACUCGGAUGGGAUCGUUCUGUUCCUUAAACUGUGUGUAAUCUGUAUCAUAUGAUUAUAUGCAGUAUGCUAUUGAUAACCUUUUUUAUAAUUAAAUGUUGAUGCCAGACAAAA